Xiphophorus couchianus (Monterrey platyfish) is the source of this 1780-nucleotide messenger RNA. RefSeq names its product CLN6 transmembrane ER protein a (gene cln6a). Lineage: Eukaryota; Metazoa; Chordata; Actinopteri; Cyprinodontiformes; Poeciliidae. Bases 347 to 1087 code for a protein of 246 amino acids. Gene Ontology annotation, biological process: lysosome organization. The transcript has 7 exons. The record is from RefSeq and is a predicted model, not a curated record. Gene Ontology annotation, cellular component: membrane; endoplasmic reticulum.
UUUGUGGCAAUGUAUUGGUAAUCUAGUUCAGUUUUGUUGGUGUUGACAAGCAGGCUGUGAUUCUUUUACUUUGCUCGAGUCCUUGGCAGACAGGAUUGAUUGGCCAGUAGUGCAUUUGUCUGUACUCACCCAUUUUGGCACAGAUCUGUAUUUGGAUAGACAGAAACUUAAGGCUUUUUUUCUCCCACGGCUCCUCAGGAAAUUGCACAGCUGCUCACGAUAAACAUGUACUGCCGGUGUUUGCAAAGAAAAUGCCCCAAAGAGGGAAAGACAACCUUUUCACUUUGACCUUUGGCUCUGUCUGACUCUACAGAACUGGAUACUUGACUUUGGAAGACCCAUCGUCAUGAUUGCCCUUCCUUUGGAGUUGUUUCCUCUGAACAAGCCAAGUGUUGGAGAUUAUUUCCACAUGAUCUACAAUGUCGUCGCACCUUUCCUGCUGCUCAAGCUGAUCGAGCGCGCUCCCAGGCCUGUUUCCCACACAGCCGUCCACCUCUGCAUCAUCACGUUUGUCAUGGGGGCCAGCAUCCACCUGGUGGGAGACUCCAUCAACCACCGGCUCAUCCUGAGCGGCUACCAGCUGCACCUGUCAGUCAGAGAAAACCCAAUCAUCAAAGACCUCAAACCGGCUUCACUGAUUGAUUCAUUUGAGCUGCUGUAUUAUUACGAUGAGCACCUGGGACACUUAAUGUGGUAUAUUCCAUUCUUCAUCAUUGUGCUGAUCUACUUCAGUGCCUGCUUCUCAGACUCUGACGGUCAGGAGAAAAUGCCUCUCUCUGGUUGGCUGUUACUGGGACCCAACUCUCUCUACUAUUGGUACUUGGCCACCGAGGGUCAGAUAACUGGACUGUUCCUCCUUACUUUCCUCGCCAUGUUCACAGUGAUGAUUUUCCAGCAGCGUAAAGGCCUCGCCCCGGACAGCAACGGCUCUUUUCUUUUUUAUAGCUUCAGCGUUACUCUGCUGCUCGUGUCCCUGUGGGUGACCUAUCUGUGGGACGACCCAGUGCUACGCAACAAAUACCCCGGACUGUUUUAUGUUCCAGAGCCCUGGUCCUACUACACCUUACACUUAAGGGAGAGCCACUGAACCGAACGUUAAAAUUUUAAAUAUAGGAGCAACCAGUGUUGUUAUGAUGUGAUCGAUUAUUUCUGAAGCGCAGGUGAAAUCUACUCCCAGACAGUAUUCAGGUAAUCCAGGCUUUCUCGUGGUAUUUUUAGGUUAUGAGAAACAAACACUUGUGUAGAAAAAAUGUUGGUUUUUUUUUUUAAAUAUAUUUUUGCAUUUUUUAAAUGUUUUUUGAGGACUGUUGUGCUUUAGUCUAUUAAAGUUAAAGAGUAUUUACCCGCUAAAGAAAAAGGAGGAUGUUCCCGUUCCUCGUUAAUCUGUGUUGCUCAUUAUCACAGUUGGUCUCCUCCGGACCUGAAGCCUACUGUAUGUUUAAGGUGUUACAGACAUUUUUUGAUGAUGUGUACCACCAUGAGAACAAUACAUCAACUCGUACUUUUAAGUAAAUGUAUUCAGCUGCUAAAUCUUGCACAUGUUGAAAAACAGCCGCAUUAACUAGAGUGCGAGACAAACAAAGUCUCACCUCAAAGGAUCCUAUUAGUCUCUUGCUAAACCUGUUGAUAUAAAUCUUUCAGCAUCUCAGAGGAAACAUGGCUGCUUUUCUGUGGGUUACAAAUGGGAAACAAAAGUGAUUCCUGACACAUUUAAGGAAAAUAAUAUGCAUACGUUUGUACCGUUCUUGCUGCAAAACAUAAAAAUAGGAGUCAAAGAGAA